This is a messenger RNA of Schistosoma spindalis, 2140 nucleotides long. Lineage: Eukaryota; Metazoa; Platyhelminthes; Trematoda; Strigeidida; Schistosomatidae. The record is from the annotation of a GenBank genome assembly.
CAUAGAUUGUUUUUUUUGUCCCUGAGUGUCUUUGCAUCUAGUUCCUUUUUUUUAAAAAAAAAAAAAAACCCCCGUGUUUAAAUGACUGGACAGUGUAAAAAAAGUAAUUGCCAACGCCCGGGCUGUCGUUAUCCUGUUGAAAGCGGCAUGCAGUGCGAUGAGUGCAAAGGAUGGUACCACGAAGUUUGCACAAAUUUAACGCCUGCAGCUUUCAAACGGUUCAGUAGGAAUGGUUGCGUAUGGCUCUGUCAACAGUGCUGUUCGGAUGCUAACAGUUUGCUAACCGAGGCCAUCUCAUUGGUUAGUGCUGCUAAAAAAUGUUUUGGUAAGAGUGGUCGCGACACAUCAUCAAGUACUCGCUCCGUUGACACGCAAAUUGGCGUGAGUCAAACUAAAGUGAGUUCGAAAACAGAUGACUCGCACCGAUCAAAGGGGGGAGAACAAUCCCCAAAGAGUUCUGUCCGCACAAAAAACUCAAGGAAAAACGUUUCUUCUGUCCCACGUCCUCAAAAUGGUAUCCAGAAAGAAACACAUAGAAGCCGCAACCGCAAGGCUCGAUCAGUUUCCAAAGGGACACCAAACCUGACCUCCCAAGUCAUCGAAAACCCUCCGGAAUCCCACAGUAUGUUUGACGCGACUGUGGUUGCUUCUCCAAGCAACGUUGACGAAUGGGUACAGGUUGUGAGGAAGAAACAGAAAAAUGAUAUAAAAGGGAACCCUGCCCCCACAAAAGUAGUCGAAAAACCGAAUGCUGAUCACAGUAACAGAUCAGUCAUUUUUCAUAGGAUCAAGGAGAGCGAAAGCUCCGAACCAAAAACUCGUUUUGAGCAUGACAUUGACCUGAUAAAACAGCUACUUAAUAAACUCAUGCCUGAAAAUAUCUCCGGAGUCACCUUGCUAAAGGUGUAUAGACUAGGUAGUUUAGCGAACUUGAAGCCUAAUCAAUCUAGACUGCUUAAAGUAGUUUUCAAAUCUUCGAACGAAAGGGACUUAAUUUUACAGAAUGGACAUAAAUUAAAGGGUUCGGGAGUUUUUAUCCGAAAGGACUUGCCGUUGGCAGACCGUGUAAAAAGACGGGAAGCCGAAAAAGAACUACAAAUGAGGUUAGACGCUGGCGAAAAGGACCUGAAAAUUGUAAAUUUUCGGGUUGUGAGGCUUCGUCAGAGAAUGAUGGCGAAGCCACUCUGGGUGAAACACGAAGUCACUCAAAUAGGCUAAGGAUCUGUUACACAAAUGCCCGAAGCUUGUUAAAUAAGCUAUCGGAACUAGGUGAACAGAUUGACUCUACAGAGCCAGACAUAAUCGCAGUCACAGAAACCUGGCUGACACAGUCUAUAGAUAAUAUGGAACUCGAUUUUGAGGGUUUUACUUUAGUAAGGACCGACAGAAUACAUAAGCGUAAAGGAGGGGGAGUAGCUCUAUUCAUUAGGAAUGCUAUCCCGUUUGUCAUCGUUGAUAGUGUAUCCCAUGAAAGUGGGACGUGUGAAUUGAUUAGUUGCCGCUUGAAAUUCAAGGGACAAGAGCUGCUAAUUGGUUUGGUCUAUCGCAGUCCAAGCUGUGAGGUAAAUGAUGUCCUGUUAAACAGGCUCAAAAAUUGGUCGCGAUGUGGUCGAUGUCUAAUCCUAGGGGACUUUAAUGCACCUACGGUAGACUGGAGAAAUCUGCGAACCGAAUCAUCAGAUAAUUCCUUCGAGCAGGAACUAGUUGACGCGGUUAUAACAUGUGCCUUAGUGCAACAUGUGAAAGAAGCGACUAGGUACGACCCGGACACUGAAUCAUCCUUGCUAGAUCUUAUAUUAACUCACUAUGAGGAUGACGUUGCGAACCUCCAUUACAUGCCACCCUUAGGUAAAAGUGAUCAUGCAGUUUUAAACUUUGACUUUCAUAUAACUGUCAAUCACGAGCAAGCGUCAACUCAAUCCAGACCUAACGUCUGGAAAGCAAGCAUACCAGAUACCAUGCACUCGGCAUCACUAGUAGAUUGGACAAUAGACCCAGCGUCCUCAAUUGAAACGGCUUGGAAUGCAUUCCGAAAUCUAUAUUUAAAAGUUACCGCACCCCACAUUCCUUGGACUAGACCAAGGGGGCCGAGAAACUCCCCACCAUGGUUCAAUAAGGAGGUCCGCAUCCUUCUCCGUAA